AGAAAAGCCUCCUGCUCUCUGUCUAGAAUUUGGCGCUUAGCGAAUCAGCUCUCCUUCUUUGGUUCGGAGCUCCCCAGCUUUUCUCCAUCCAUUCUGCUUCUCUCCUCCCAUAUUCAAAGCUGGCUCCUUCUCCUGCUUGAAGAAGAAGAAGAAGACGAUGAGUCGUUCUGCCUCCAGGAAGACUGGUCAAUCCGAUUCUUCAACUCCGAUUACUUCUUCCGCCGGCGGUCUUUUCCGCUCGGGGUAUGUUGGAGUUGAAGUGGAAAAGUACCUGUAGCUACAGAAAAGAAAGUGGCUUGCUGAUCAAAAAGAAGCUAGUGCUGGAUUGAGUGGUCAAAAGUUGCUGUAGAUUGUAGUAUCCUCAGCUUAUUAUUGUUAUUGAAAUUCAACCUCCUAGUUGUUGAAGCCACAGGUAAAGCGUCUUCGAAAGAGAUGGAGCGGAUUGAUAAUGUGUUUUACUCAUAUGCAAACAAGUCUUCAGGUCUUAUUGACCCAGAAGGAAUUGAAGCUCUGUGUUCAGAUUUGGAGGUGGAUCAUACAGAUGUCAGAAUCUUAAUGCUAGCCUGGAAAAUGAAAUCUGAAAAACAGGGGUACUUUACACUGGAGGAAUGGCGCAGAGGCCUUAAAGCACUGCGGGCUGAUAAUGUACAUAAAUUGAAGAAAGCCCUCCCAGAGCUUGAGAAAGAGGUUAAAAGGCCAACAAAUUUUGUGGAUUUCUAUUCUUAUGCGUUCCAGUAUUGUCUAACAGGUAAUGAAAAGGAAAAACAGAAAAGCAUAGACAUCGAAAGCAUCUGCCAAUUACUUGAUCUCGCUUUGGGAUUUCAAUUUCGUUCUCAGGUUGAUUACUUCAUCGACUAUCUUAAGAUUCAGAGCGAUUAUAAGGUCAUUAACCUGGACCAGUGGAUGGGUUUUUACCGUUUUUGCAACGAGAUAAAUUUCCCAGGCCUUAGCAACUACGAUCCAGAACUCGCUUGGCCUUUAAUCCUCGACAAUUUUGUAGAAUGGCUGCGAGAAAAACAGACCUAGAACUUGAUGAUGGUUCUUUGGUUGAUUUGGCUCUUAUUGUUAUUAUUAUUAUUAUGAAUGCUAAAUUAUGCCCUUUAUUUAUCCAAAUCCCAUUUGGCUAUUUUAUGUACAGGCACACAGAUUUGGAUUGGUGUCUGUUUUUCUUCUCCUUUUAAUUGUAGUUCCUUGUUUAAUCAGAACUAUGUACACAAACAUUAAAAAAAAGCCAUUUCUCCUUCCAUACAAGAUUCUAUCAAAUUUCAUUUCAUCCAUCCUUUUAUCUUAGCUAGAGCUAGUGAGAAGAUUCUUCCCCAAGUUUGCUGCAAGGGAAUUUGUGGAU
This is a messenger RNA of Linum tenue, 1345 nucleotides long. The record is from the annotation of a GenBank genome assembly. Lineage: Eukaryota; Viridiplantae; Streptophyta; Magnoliopsida; Malpighiales; Linaceae.